AUGGCUUAUUUUGGAUGGUGCAUGGUUUAUGACUCAUUUGAGCUAUGUUGCGUAAUUAACAUUAGCUUAUUGCUUUUCAGAGGAUUGUUCCUGAUGGUGGCUUUAGAAUUCAUCAGCAGAAAAAACUAUGUUCAAGAAUUGAAUGAAUCAAGGCAAGAGCUGCUCAAUAGAAUUCAGAAUUUGAAACAGGAUCUACAAAGUUGGAGGUCCAAGUUGGACACUCAGGUUAAGGUCUACCGUGAUGAGCUUUCAGAACUCAAGAAAUCCCUCAAUGUUGAAGUAGAUCAGCUUCGAUCAGAAUUUCAAGAUUUGAGGACUACUCUGCGGCAGCAACAGGAGGAUGUUACUGCCAGCUUAAAAAACCUUGGGCUUCAGGAUGUUCCUGUGGAAAAUAAAGAGACUGUUGCUCCUAAGAUUGAAGUCAAGGAUGAAAAAGAUCAGGAUUUACCCAAGGAGGAAAAUAAGGAAGAGGUUAAUAGCUAGAUUAUGUUCGGCAUCAUCAUGUCUGUUUCUGAGCUUAUUAGCUCAGACGUGUGAACGCUUGAGUGGCAACUAGUUAUAUUGUCAGGAAGGGUUUCCAGUCAGUUUGUCUAGAAAUAGGUGAAGCUCUCCUCAGAAGUACUUAAAUCCAAUGAACAUACGUCUAGCUGCCUCUCUAGCUAGGCUGUUGUAAUUUGUAUUAUUUUCCCUAU
Coffea eugenioides is the source of this 692-nucleotide messenger RNA. RefSeq lists its product as uncharacterized. The coding region runs from base 1 to 483 and encodes 160 amino acids. The record is from RefSeq and is a predicted model, not a curated record. Lineage: Eukaryota; Viridiplantae; Streptophyta; Magnoliopsida; Gentianales; Rubiaceae. The transcript is spliced from 7 exons.